Molecule: messenger RNA, 3637 nt
Organism: Eubalaena glacialis (North Atlantic right whale)
Lineage: Eukaryota; Metazoa; Chordata; Mammalia; Artiodactyla; Balaenidae
Gene: WDR35
Product: WD repeat domain 35
Exons: 27
Coding region: 67-3579 (1170 amino acids)
Biological process (GO): intraciliary retrograde transport; protein localization to cilium; non-motile cilium assembly
Cellular component (GO): non-motile cilium; intraciliary transport particle A
Molecular function (GO): protein binding
Source: RefSeq, a predicted model, not a curated record
GCGGCUUAGAAGAAGUUUCCUGUGCCGGGCUUUAUCUGCUGGCGUCGUCCUCUCGGGGUUCCCAGAAUGUUCUUUUACUUGAGCAAGAAAAUUGCCAUUCCCAAUAAUGUGAAGCUGAAAUGUAUAUCUUGGAACAAGGACCAAGGAUUCAUAGCAUGUGGUGGUGAAGAUGGAUUACUGAAGGUUUUGAAAUUAGAGACACAGACAGAUGAUGCAAAAUUGAGGGGUCUUGCAGCCCCUAGUAACCUUUCUAUGAAUCAGACUCUUGAAGGUCAUAGUGGUUCUGUUCAAGUUGUAACAUGGAAUGAACAAUAUCAGAAGUUGACUACCAGUGAUCAAAAUGGUCUUAUCAUUGUUUGGAUGUUAUAUAAAGGCUCUUGGUAUGAGGAGAUGAUCAACAAUAGAAAUAAAUCAGUGGUUCGAAGCAUGAGCUGGAAUGCUGACGGACAGAAGAUCUGCAUUGUAUACGAGGAUGGGGCUGUGAUAGUUGGUUCAGUGGAUGGGAAUCGCAUUUGGGGAAAAGACCUGAAGGGUAUACAGUUAUGUCAUGUAGCAUGGUCCGCAGAUAGUAAAAUCUUACUUUUUGGAAUGGCAAAUGGAGAAAUACACAUUUAUGAUAAUCAAGGGAAUUUUAUAAUGAAAAUGAAACUGAAUUGUUUGGUGAAUGUCACUGGAGCAAUCAGUAUUGCUGGAAUUCACUGGUACCAUGGCACAGAAGGCUAUGUGGAGCCACAUUGCCCCUGCCUUGCGAUUUGUUUUGACAAUGGCAGAUGCCAAAUAAUGAGACAUGAGAAUGACCAAAAUCCUGUUUUAAUUGAUAGUGGCAUGUAUGUAGUAAGUAUCCAGUGGAACCACACUGGCAGCGUGUUAGCUGUGGCAGGCUCCCAGAAGGCCAUCACUCAGGACAAAGAUGUAAACACUGUGCAGUUUUACACUCCAUUUGGUGAGCAUCUGGGUACUUUGAAGAUUCCUGGAAAGCAGAUGUCUGCACUAUCUUGGGAAGGAGGUGGACUGAAAAUUGCACUAGCUGUUGAUUCUUUUAUAUAUUUUGCAAAUAUUCGACCCGAUUAUAAGUGGGGUUAUUGCUCAAACACUGUAGUUUAUGCUUAUACCAGACCUGAUCGUCCAGAGUACUGUGUUAUCUUUUGGGAUACAAAAAACAACGAGAAAUAUGUUAAGUAUGUGAAGAGUCUCGUUUCUAUUACUACUUGUGGAGAUUUCUGCAUUUUGGCUACAAAAGCUGAUGAAAAUCAUCCUCAGUUUGUGCUAGUUCUUUGUAAUUCUAUUGGCACACCUCUGGAUCCCAAAUACAUUGAUCUUGUACCAUUGUUUGUUACAAUGACCAAAACCCAUGUGAUAGCAGCUUCAAAAGAAGCAUUUUAUACCUGGCAGUAUCGUGUGGCAAAGAAGCUCACAGCAUUGGAAAUUAAUCAGAUCACCCGGUCUCGAAAAGAAGGGAGAGAAAGAAUUUAUCAUGUUGAUGAUACUCCUUCUGGAUCAGUGGAUGGUGUGCUUGAUUAUAGUAAAGCCAUUCAAGGCACAAGGGAUCCAAUUUGUGCCAUAACUGCAUCUGAUAAGACAUUGAUUGUGAGUCGUGAAUCUGGCGCCAUUCAGAGAUACAGUCUUCCUAAUGUUGGUUUGAUUCAAAAAUACUCCCUUAAUUGUCGAGCCUACCAGUUAUCCUUGAAUUGCAACUCCAGUCGUCUUGCUAUCAUAGACAUCUCAGGAGUUCUGACUUUCUUUGACUUGGAUGCUCGGGUAACAGACAGCACAGGACAGCAAGUUAUUGGCGAGUUGUUAAAAUUGGAGCGAAAAGAUGUCUGGGAUAUGAAGUGGGCCAAAGAUAAUCCUGAUUUGUUUGCAAUGAUGGAGAAGACAAGAAUGUAUGUUUUCAGAAACUUGGAUCCUGAGGAACCCAUUCAGACUUCUGGAAAUAUUUGUAAUUUUGAGGAUUUAGAAAUUAAAUCUGUUCUUUUGGAUGAGAUAUUAAAGAAUCCAGAAUAUCCAAACAAGGAUUAUAUCAUUAACUUUGAGAUUCGGUCCCUGAGAGAUAGCCGAGCACUGAUUGAGAAGGUUGGAAUUGAGGAUGCAUCUCAGUUCAUAGAGGAUAAUCCACACCCCCGACUUUGGCGCCUACUGGCUGAAGCAGCUCUUCAGAAACUGGAUUUGCACACUGCAGAGCAAGCGUUUGUGCGCUGCAAAGAUUACCAAGGCAUUAAGUUUGUGAAGCGCCUGGGUAACCUGCAGAGUGAGUCCAUGAAGCAGGCGGAAGUGGCUGCCUACUUUGGCAGGUUCGAAGAGGCUGAAAGGAUGUAUCUCGAUAUGGACAGAAGAGAUCUGGCUAUUGGCCUCCGGCUGAAGUUGGGAGAUUGGUUUCGAGUACUCCAGCUCCUGAAAACUGGAUCUGGUGAUGCGGAUGACAGUCUCCUUGAACAAGCCCACAAUGCCAUCGGAGACUACUUUGCUGAUCGGCAAAAGUGGUUGAAUGCUGUACAAUAUUAUGUACAAGGCCGGAACCAGGAACGCUUAGCUGAGUGUUAUUAUAUGUUAGAGGAUUAUGAGGGAUUGGAGGAUCUUGCCAAUUCACUUCCAGAAAACCACAAGUUGCUUCCAGAAAUAGCACAAAUGUUUGUGAGAGCUGGAAUGUGUGAACAAGCAGUGACUGCGUUUUUGAAAUGUAAUCAACCAAAGGCAGCAGUGGAUACCUGUGUACAUCUCAACCGAUGGAACAAAGCUGUUGAAUUGGCUAAAAGUCAUAAUAUGAAGGAAAUUGGUUCCCUGUUAGCGAGGUAUGCAUCUCAUUUAUUGGAAAAGAAUAAAAUUCUUGAUGCCAUAGAACUCUAUCGGAAAGCCAGUUACUUUUAUGAUGCUGCUAAGCUGAUGUUUAAGAUUGCAGAUGAAGAGGCAAAGAAAAGAACUAAACCUUUACGUGUUAAGAAGCUCUAUGUACUAUCAGCUUUACUUAUAGAGCAAUACCAUGAACAAAUGAAAAAUGCCCAACGAGGAAAAGUUAAAGGAAAGAGCUCAGAGGCCACUUCUGCUUUGGCUGGUUUGCUGGAAGAAGAAGUUCUGUCUACAACUAGUCGUUUCACAGAUAAUGCUUGGAGAGGGGCUGAGGCUUACCACUUCUUCAUACUGGCACAGAGGCAGCUCUACGAGGGCUACGUUGACACUGCAUUGAAGACAGCUCUUCACCUGAGAGACUAUGAAGACAUUAUCCCUGCCGUUGAGAUCUACUCUCUGUUAGCACUCUGUGCGUGUGCCAGUAGGGCUUUUGGCACUUGUUCAAAAGCUUUUAUUAAACUCGAAUCUUUAGAGACCCUCAGUUCAGAACAGAAACAGCAAUAUGAAGAUCUUGCUCUAGAAAUCUUCACCAAACAUACUCCAAAAGAUAACAGAAAAUCUGAAUUGGACAGCCUUCUUGAAGGCGGGGAAGGGAAGCUGCCGACAUGUGUUGCCACAGGAAACCCGGUCACUGAAUAUCAAUUCUGGACGUGCAACGUGUGCAAGCACUGUGUCCUGGCUCAGGAAAUAAGUAACUAUAACUUCUGUCCCUUAUGCCAUAGUGCGGUGGGAUGAAGAAAUGACAAACUGCAUAUAAUAGGAGUGUUUAUAUAACAAUGUUGACUUUAUGUAA